Nanorana parkeri is the source of this 2193-nucleotide messenger RNA. RefSeq names its product protein-arginine deiminase type-2-like. Gene Ontology annotation, molecular function: protein-arginine deiminase activity; calcium ion binding. Bases 64 to 2034 code for a protein of 656 amino acids. NCBI's taxonomy places the organism in Eukaryota, Metazoa, Chordata, Amphibia, Anura, Dicroglossidae. Gene Ontology annotation, cellular component: cytoplasm. The transcript is spliced from 16 exons. The record is from RefSeq and is a predicted model, not a curated record.
GUGUGGCCAGGAUGGUCUCCAGCGCUCGCAGCUCUCCGGUGCACAGGGUGAGUCGGAGUGAAGAUGGAGAGUCGGACGCUGCGGUUGGAGAGGGGCCAGAGACUGCAGGCGGUGUGUGUGCUGGGCACCCGGCUGGUCACAGACAUCAAUGGGGGCGCCCCGGUGGACUGCAAGUGGUUCAGUAUGCGCCACAGCCCGAACAUUGAAAUGGAGAUUCUCGGCAGCGAUGCCUCUCAGCAGAAGGUCAUCAAUGGGGAGAAGCUGUGGCCCCUGUCCAGCAAGACCAUGGUGGAGUUCCACAUGACGCAGCACAGCGCGGAGAUCAAUGACGGCAAGAUAACCAUCGCCUACUACGGAAAAGGGGCCGACGCUCCUGUGGAUAAAUCCGGAGUUUACCUCACAGGAAUCGGGAUAUCGCUGGAUGUGGACGCUGACCGAGAUGGAGUCGUAGAGAAGAAUAAUCCACAUAAGGCCUCGUGGACGUGGGGCCCUGACGGUCAGGGGGCCAUCUUGCUGGUGAACUGCGACAAGGACAGCUUGGUCUCCCGCGUAGUGGAUGGAGAUGAUAAUCUCAUGCUCUCCAAGUCGGAUCUUCUGGAUAUGUCUAAAAUGAUCCUCAGGAUCCACGGCCCUGAGAAACUGCCUACGGGAUAUCUGCUGAUGCUUCAUGUCUCUCCCACGGAUGCUCGGAGCCUGGGAGUCUUCUAUCUGCACAGUAAGGUGUACACACAUGUCCUGGGUAGAAGGAAGCUAUUCUACAAGACUCGUUACACAGGGACCAGGGAAAUGGAGUUCUAUGUGGAGGGUCUCCGCUUUCCGGAUGAGGGCUUCAAUGGUCUUGUGUCCAUAAAGGCCAGCCUGCUGGAGACUCAAGUGGAGGGCAUUCCGGAAACUCCAAUAUUCACAGACUCCGUGACGUUCCGGAUCUCUCCCCUCAUAAUCACGCCCAGCACCCUGGCGCCCAUUGAGGUUUACGUCUGCAGUGUUAAAGAAAAUUAUCUCUUCCUGAAGGCAAUCAACAGACUAGUAAACGAAGCCAAGCUCAAAGUCCAGAUCUGCUUUGAGUAUGUCAACCGCGGCGAUCGCUGGAUGCAGGACGAGAUGGAGUUUGGAUACAUCCAGGCGCCGCAUCAAAGUUUUCCUGUCGUGUUGGAUUCACCAAGAGACAGAGGACUAAAAGAUUUUCCCAUACGGCAACUGCUGGGGCCGGAUUUUGGCUACGUUACGAAAGUGGCAGACUCCGACGACGUGACCAGCCUGGACUCCUUCGGGAAUCUGGAAGUCAGCCCGCCGGUGACCGUCGGCGGCAAGAAGUAUCCUCUGGGGCGAAUUCUGAUCGGAAGCAGCUUUCCCACCACUUCUGGGAGACGGAUGACCAAAGUGGUGAGGGACUUUCUGUAUGCCCAGCAGGUUCAGGAACCCAUCGAGCUCUUCAGUGAUUGGCUGCUGGUGGGUCACGUGGACGAGUUCUUGACUUUUGUGCCAGCACCAAAUGGGAAGGGUUUCCGCCUCCUUCUGGCCAGUCCAGCCACUUGUUUACGAAUCCUGCAGGAGAAGAAGCAGGAAGGGCAUGGAGACGUCAUCCUGCUCCAGGGAUUUGAAACCAAGAGAUGGACAGUCAGCAAAGUCCUGUCCACGGAUGUCAUCGUGAUGGAAAAUGCUUACGCUCAGCACUGCAUCGACUGGAAUCGGGAUAUUCUGAAGCGGGAGCUCGGUCUGACUGAAGACGACAUUAUUGAUAUUCCGGCCUUGUUCAAAUUGCAGGAUGGAAAGGCUUGUGCGUUUUUCCCCAAUAUGGUGAAUAUGAUCGUCCUGGGAAAGAUACUAGGAAUUCCUAAGCCGUAUGGUCCAGUCAUCAAGGAGACCUGCUGCCUGGAGGACUAUGUCAUUGACCAGCUCAAGCCACUGGAACUGUCCUGCUCCUUCAUCGAUGAUGUGGUGUCAUACCACAAGCAGCUUGGCGAGGUGCACUGUGGCACCAAUGUACGCCGAAAGCCAUUCUCUUUCAAGUGGUGGCAGAUGGAAAAGCCAUAGAGUUCCGGCCGGGAGUGAAGCUACCUGUCCCCCAUCUGUCAUCUCCAGCGAUCCGGUGUGCAGUGAAGCCCUCUAGUGUCAGGACUGUAAACUACCACUAACCUCAAUCCCUGUGUUAUGGGGCCACUAAUCAAGGAAGCCGAUACCCAGCAGGAUCCC